CUUGCUCUCUCUUGUUUUUCAGAAAACCAGGAAUUGGAAGUCAUGGCUGCGAAGCCCAAACUUUAUUACUUCAAUGGAAGAGGCAGGAUGGAAUCUGUGCGCUGGCUCUUGGCCGCUGCUGGGGUGGAGUAUGAAGAGGUGUUUCUUGAAACAGCUGAAGAACUUCAGAAUUUAAUUAAGGAUGGCGAACUACUGUACCAUCAAGUGCCAAUGGUGGAAAUUGAUGGAAUGAAGAUGGUACAAACCAGAGCCAUCCUGAGAUAUAUAGCCGCAAAAUACAACUUGUAUGGGAAGGACCUGAAGGAGCAACUCCUCAUUGACAUGUAUGUGGAAGGAAUGAGAGAUCUGUACGACAUUAUUAUGUUACUCCCAUUUGCUUUGCCUGAAGAUCAGGAGAAGAAUCUUAGCAUCGUCGCUGAGAAAGCCACUCAAAGAUUCUUCCCAGUGUAUGAGAAGGUAUUAAAAGAUGGGAAAAAUUACCUUGUCGGCAACCAGCUGAGCUGGGCAGAUGUACAUCUACUUGAACUCAUCUUAAUGGCUGAAGAAUGCAAGUCUGAUAUUCUCUUGGCAUUUCCUAAACUGCAGGAGUUCAAAUCCAGAGUCAGCAAACUCCCAAGGAUUCAGAAAUUCCUUCAGCCUGGUAGUCAAAGAAAGCCACCAAUGGAUGAUGCAUGUCUUGAAGCUUUACAGAAGAUAUUUACUUCGCCAAAAGGCUUGCUUCUUAAACACUCUAGUAUGUCAUUAGCUUAUUUUUAGUCAUGCCCACAAAAAUAUUAGGAUGUACUCUUGCAGCAUUUCUCAGUUCAAUAAGUAGUAAAUAUGAUGCCUCCUUAUAGAGUUUGUAAUCAGAAAAACCUAAUCUUCAUAUUGCUUAUAGUAAAACUUCACCUUACUCAGAGUCAUAGAAUCACAGAUUUAAAAAUUUUUUCAUUACAUAUUAAGAGCAAAUUUAGAGCAAAAUAGCCCUUAUUAGUGCAGUGAGUCUGUAUAGCCUCUUCAUUUUAUCAUUGUGGAAAUUGAGAAAAAGAGGUUAAAUGACUUACCAGGGGUCACACAGGUAGUAGAUACAGAGUCAGGACUCAAACUUGGGUCUCCCAUUUCCAAAUUCCAUCCUUUUUCAGCCGUUACACUGUCUCCUUUUAAUUAAUCUAAAAUUUUCAGGAAAGUAGGAAUGUUUGGAAUAAAAUUGAAAAUCAUGUGAAAACAAAAUGGUACUAAGGAUUUCUUUAAAAAAAUAUCCUACUAGAUGUUGCGUUAGGUUCCUUUUAGAUGCAAACCCUUUAUACCUGUCCUGAUAGUCCUCAGGAUCCAUAGCAAAAGAAGUAAUGUUCAGUUACCUUCACUCCACUGAAUUUAGGGAGGACAGCAAUCUGCCCAUAUUUUAGAAAGAUUUUCAUUGAAAAAAGCACACAGAAGAAGAGGUUUGUUUAGUUCCCAGUUAAUGAGAAAUCUCAAUUAAACAAAAUACCCUAUUCCUUUUUCCUCAUGACACUUUCAUCAUGGUUUUAUUCUACUUUAAAACAAAAAGAAUGAUAAGUUUUAAUACAAUCAAGGAAGAAGCCUGAAGAUUAACUGAAAAUUUCCCCUUUUAAAAUCGCCCUUUUCUUGUAAACUAAAAGAUGCAUUUUCAGGAGGAAAUAAUUUUUUUUUUAUUUCUCCAAGCAGAUAAUCUAUCAUGUACCCUAUUGUCAGAACUCAUUACAAGAUAAACUAAAACAACACUUGGAGACAGAGUCAAAGGAGGCUUAAAGUUUGAGUGUCACUAAUUAAAGUACAAUCUUAUAAACCCAAAGUAAGUUUAAAAGUGGUAGGGUGGAGUGGUAAGCAGAGUUUAGUCUUAUUUCAUCUUCCCAGUCCACUCUACUACUGAAUUAAUGAAAGGAGAGGGGGUAGGGAGGAAUAGGUUUCCCGUAUAAAUGCUCACAGGCAUUGGUAAGUUAGGGGGUGUCUACCCCAAGCCUGUGAAGACUUCCCCAGGUGGAACAGACAGAUGAGAACAGUUCGUUCCAAUGGCUGUCAAGGCAACAGCACUUAGAGCUUGGUCAGCCAUUAAAGACACCAAUGUCAUCCUGACUUUUGUCUUGUGUGGGGUCCAAGUGUUAUACCUAAAUUGAAGCCCACCAUUAAUCCCUUUUAUAUUCUUGUCUUUGUCUCUGCCCUACACCCUGAAAUGGCUUGAAACUGCUUAAGGCAUGAUUCUGGAUAUUGCCCAAGGCUAGUCCCCUGACCCCCCACUUCAUCAUGAUUCAGCAUUCUGUAUAUUCUCUCUAUAUCAGCAUUAUGUGCAAGGAUCAGUUGCUAGAGUAAGGUAUAGGUUUAUUUUGGGGAGGAGCACCCCAGUUGCUAGGUGGUCCCACACCCUGGGUUAUGGUGUAGCUAUUCUGUUGGCCAAGCUAGGUCCCUCUACGCAGACCAUAGCUGAUCAAGUAGAGGUUACUUUCUGGGGAAUUCCACCCUGAACCCUCCACCCAGUUACAGGAAACCGAUUACGACCUAAGAGGGCCACCCAUUCUAGGAAACUGACCACCCUGUGUCACAGGAUGGUCACACCCCUGAAUCUCGCCAUAUUUCCAAACUAGCUCUGAGCUGAUGAAUUCAACCAAUGGCUGAUCUUUGCUUCUGUACGUCAUUGCUUCUGCUAGCGACCCUUCCUAAUUGUGUAAUUGUGGUUUUUGCCUUUAUGGGCAUUGUAGUCCCUCAGUUUGGGGCUGCCCGAUGUGAGUAUACUUUGUGUAUGUACUCCAGGUAGUCGCGCACUUGGCCAAUAAAUCCACACCUAAAUUUACCAUGGA
Molecule: messenger RNA, 2792 nt
Organism: Trichosurus vulpecula (common brushtail)
Lineage: Eukaryota; Metazoa; Chordata; Mammalia; Diprotodontia; Phalangeridae
Product: glutathione S-transferase-like
Exons: 6
Coding region: 43-756 (237 amino acids)
Biological process (GO): xenobiotic metabolic process; glutathione metabolic process
Molecular function (GO): glutathione transferase activity
Source: RefSeq, a predicted model, not a curated record